AUGCGGUGCAGUUUAGUCAUUUGUGCGGUCGUUGGAUUGAUUUUAACAGAGUUCAGUGGGGCGGUUGUUUUUAAGAUGACAAACUUUGUAUGUGAAAGCUAUAAUAAAUCUUGGGUUGUACUCCAUAAUUGUCGCCUGAAGGCCAUAAGUCGAAACAAGGUUAUACUUAAUAUGAACGGAACAUUUCUAUAUCCAGCAUAUGAAAUAGAAGCUCAUGGUAAAGUGUAUAAAAGAGAAAAUGGCUACAAGCCUUGGCUGUUUGACACCAAAGUUGAUGCCUGUCGUUUCAUGAGAGGAAAAUACAAUCCUGUCGCAAAAAUAAUCUACAGCCUCUUUGAACCAUUCAGCAAUCUUAACCACACGUGUCCCUAUGUGGGACCACAGAUUGUCCAAGGAUUUUAUCUGAAGCCCGAACUGUUACUUCUACCGUUUCCAUCUGGCCAAUAUAUGCUGGCCAUAAGAUGGUUUUUUCACAAGAAGCUGCAGUUCGAUACAAACGUCAGCUUUUUGUUUGAGGAAGAUAUUUCGAAAAAGAAAUAA
Messenger RNA from Drosophila eugracilis, 540 nucleotides. RefSeq lists its product as uncharacterized. The transcript is spliced from 3 exons. The coding region runs from base 1 to 540 and encodes 179 amino acids. Lineage: Eukaryota; Metazoa; Arthropoda; Insecta; Diptera; Drosophilidae. The record is from RefSeq and is a predicted model, not a curated record.